Diprion similis is the source of this 2574-nucleotide messenger RNA. RefSeq names its product jerky protein homolog-like. The transcript has 4 exons. NCBI's taxonomy places the organism in Eukaryota, Metazoa, Arthropoda, Insecta, Hymenoptera, Diprionidae. Gene Ontology annotation, cellular component: nucleus. Bases 49 to 2463 code for a protein of 804 amino acids. Gene Ontology annotation, molecular function: DNA binding. The record is from RefSeq and is a predicted model, not a curated record.
UCACAUUGUAUUUACCAAGCGUUUGGUGAUCUCUUUACUGUCUAGCCAAUGCGUCGAUUUAAUAACAAUUGUUUACGGAAGCGAUGGAAAAGCGAAUUGUUUACUGGAUACUGUCAAAACUUUAAUUUGUGUACGCCUAUAAUUUUUAUUACAAUAUACCGCAGCUACGAAUCGAAUAAUAAGAAAAUGCAAGACAACGAUGUUGAAUCUUCGACAACGACUAUUGCACAAGAGUAUGGUAUUGAUCCAAGGACAAUUAGAAAUUGGCGACAGAAUCGGCAAGAAUUAGAAAAAUUGAGCGACACUAGAUCGAUGAAAAUAAAACGAGUUCGAAAAUCUCGGUUUGAACAACUUGAAAAAGCCUUGUACACCUGGUUUCAGGAAAUUCGAUUCAGAGGAGUCCCUGUCAAUGGCCCAAUUAUCAGAGCAAAAGCAUUGGAACUGUCCAAGGCAAUGGAAGAUGGGACUAUGAUGAACUUUGUAGCAAGUGAAGGAUGGCUAAGCAAAUGGAAAUCCAGAUUUGAUAUACAAAAACUUACUUCUGAUAAUAAAGCUGAAGAUGAACCAGGUGACGAAAUAUUUGUAGAAGAGUUUCCCUUAAUCAUAAAGAAGGAAGAGCCUGGGAUUAAAAAUGUUCAUGUCGACGAAAAUGAUUUAUAUUAUCAAAUGUUAUCUGCAUGUACUUCGAUAGAGGACCAAGAACGUGAAGCUGUGCAUUUUAAGCAAAAUAAAGUCCACAAUAACAAAGCUGCCCCAGCAGAAAAAAAUUUUAUUCAAGAAUUACCGAUAAUUGUAAAACAAGAAAAACUUUCUCAGAGCGAAAUUUAUACCAACGAUGAAAGCAAUUUAAAUCACAAAGCGUUACCUUCAAAUACUAUGGCGAAAGAAAAAAAUUGCCAACCUGCGGGCUCAAAACAAAGUAAGACAUGCAGUAACACAGUUGAACCAACAGAAAGAGUUUUUCUACCAGAAUUUCCUGUAAUUGCCACACAGGAGAAUCGAACCGAAAACGAAAUUUUAGACGCCAAUGAAACUGGUUCAAAUUGUACAAUAUUAUCACAAAAAGCUCCAGAGGGGGAAAAUGAUCCCAUGGAUACAAGUUUGAUGCAAAGUAAGAACCACGACCGAUUAGCAGCUUGCUCUAAUAUAGCUAAAUCAACGGAAAGAAUUUUUUUAUCAGAAUAUCCGUUGAUAGAGAAAGCAGAGUGUGAAAUUGUAAACACAAAUGAAAGACAACCUUCGAGAACUUUGGCAGAGGAAAAUGAUUCCGAAGACCUAAAAUUUAUUAGACGAAAUGAUAGCCGAGUCAGGGUAACAGGUUACAAUCAUAUCGAAAUAGCAACAGACAGAAUUUUUAUACAAGAAUAUCCAUUACGAGGCAAGGAUGAAGAGCUUGUACCUAGUCAAAUUUUUAAUGCCACUGAAGCUGAUUUAUAUUACAAAAUGCUCCCAUCUCGUAAUUUAGCGGAAGAAAAAGAUCUAGAAGCUAUGGCACUUCAUCAAAAUAAAGACAGAGUUACAGUAAUGGCCUGUUACAACUCAGAUGCUUCGUUAAAACUCCCAUUGAUCGUCAUUGGAAGGUACCCUAAACCCAGGGCUUUGAAAAAUAUGUCUAAAUCCACGCUUCCGGUUUACUAUACGGGUGAAUCAAGCGCAAUGAUGACCAUUAAUCUUUUUAAAAUUUGGUUCAAGGAAGUAUUCGUACCCCAGGUUACAACUUUUUUAAGAGAACGUGGUCUUCCUUUAAAAGCUGAGCUUUUAGUUAACAAUGCUACGUCUGAUUCUAGGAAUGAAGUUAUUUCAUUGAAUGAUAUCAAAGCAUAUUAUUUACCACAUAAUAAAACAUCUGUCGAGCUGUCAGAUCAUGGAACGACUGAUAACUUGAAAAGACAUUACACAUCGGCGCUUCUGAGGUCAAUUUUAUAUGCCCAACAAAGUGGAACUUCAGUUGGUACACAUUUGAAGUCUGUAAAUAUCAGAGACGUCAUAUAUUGGUUGAGCGACGCUUGGGACGAAGUAAGUCCUAGUAAAGAGAUCGUAUGCCAUCAAAAUCCACUGUCCGACAAUCAGAUAUGUGAGAUAAAGACCGAAACCACAAACUUGAAUCAAGGCGUAACUGAUCAAGAUCUUUUGAAUCUUUUGCAACAAAUUGAUAGCUAUAAAACUGCAAAAAAAGAAAUUGUGCAUGAGUGGAUUAAAAACAAUGAUAAUGCGUUCGCUGAAAUGCCGACGAAUGAAGAAAUAAUUAAAAUGGUUGAGGAGAACGAUGAACUUGAAGAGGACGAGGCCAAUUUAGGCGAGACUGUGGAUGUGAAACCAAAAGAUGUAGUAACUGCAGCUAAUACAAUCCUUGCAUUCUUCGAAAGACAUAGUUUUUUGACAAAGGCAGAAUUAGCCACGAUAAGAAAGGUCAAACGAAUAGCCAUGCAAAUAAGAAUUUCGCAACAAGUUUCAAAGAGUUAAUAAUAUAUAAUAUUCCACUUACGUACAUAUUCAUGUAAAUACAAGUUAAUAAUUAAUUUAUAGAAAUCUUUUUUUUUUCGAGGUAAAGUAUUUUAUGUUACGAUUGUAAAU